AUGGUCGAGGCAGCGGACGACUCGGAGAUCGAUGCCGCAACACACUGGAUCCACCAGUCCACUAGCCUGCAGCAGUCGGCGCUGCCGCCCGGUGCCCGCCCGCCGCUCGGCAGCCGCCCUCCGCCCCUCCCCCGCCCCAAGGCGCGGCGCAGCAAGGCCACCCGCGGGCCCAGCAGCUGCAGAAGCAGCCCCUGCAGCAGCCCCAGCCAGCAGCAGGACGACAGCGACUAUGAGGACGCCGUCAGCGAUGCAGACGCGGAAUGGGCAGCGGCUGCGGCAGCGCUGGGCAGGGCACCGCCAGAGGCAGGCGCCGACAGCGGCAGCCACCAGGCUGAUUCGCCCGAUGCCCCAGCGUACAAGCGCCGGCGGGGCAGCAGCGGCAAGGCCGUCAAGCUGCGCAACCCCGAGUACACCGAGGAGGAGCGCGCAGAGCUGGCCCGCAAGUCCCGCAAGCGCCUGCAGGACAAAACGCUGAAGUCGUAUGACAGCCACCUGCGCAAGCUGGAGGUGACCUUGCUUGCCACAGGCAGCUCGGCGCCGCCAGCGCACCAGCCAACCAACCCAGCUGUGCCCCGCCCCGCCAGGUAG
This is a messenger RNA of Chlorella variabilis, 588 nucleotides long. Its product is annotated as expressed protein. The transcript has 2 exons. NCBI's taxonomy places the organism in Eukaryota, Viridiplantae, Chlorophyta, Trebouxiophyceae, Chlorellales, Chlorellaceae. The record is from RefSeq and is a predicted model, not a curated record. The coding region runs from base 1 to 588 and encodes 195 amino acids.